Nicrophorus vespilloides is the source of this 2116-nucleotide messenger RNA. Its product is annotated as coiled-coil domain-containing protein 18-like. Bases 206 to 1924 code for a protein of 572 amino acids. The transcript has 4 exons. The record is from RefSeq and is a predicted model, not a curated record. Lineage: Eukaryota; Metazoa; Arthropoda; Insecta; Coleoptera; Silphidae.
UAUACGCUAGUUCAUUCAUAAAUAACACUCUUGAAAUGUGUAUUUUGUAGUGGUCAUUAAUGCAAUUCUUAUUUGAAUACUAUGUAAAAAUGAUCGAUUCCCGCCACAGUCCAUUGUGUUUGAUUGAGUCACCUGAAUGUUAGGUUAACAGUUCGGUAUUGUUAUUACAAAAUUGAUAUAUAAUUACAUUAUUACAUAAAUAACAAUGCUGAAUACUAAUGACGAUGACGAUUUCUUUACGGCAACAAGUGCUUCCAAUUUAGCCAAUCUAUUCGGGACAGCGCCAGGUGCAGACGCCAGCGCGACACUCAUUUACACUGCACCCAAGCAGCCAAAGGUCCCUGAGCCUCCAGAGAGUAGUAAACAGAAGGUUCAGAACAAGCUGAUCUGUGUAAAAACCAUACAACUGUACCAUCUGGUUGAAACCGAAUUCGCGCAUCUGGGCAAAUAUGGGAUUGCAAUAAUUGGGGAUUCCGUCGCCAAUUCGUAUAAUUUAAUUGUGUACAAGACUAAGCAAAAUAUAAUAAGCAGCAGUAGUUUGAACAAGAAUUUCGUUUAUAACGAGCAGGAGUGCGUCGGUUCAUUUUGCGAUGAUUGGAAGCAGACGAUGCGCGUGCAUUUCGACGAUCUGAAGGAUUCCAAAGACUUUUCGCAGGAGCUGACCAGAGUCGGAGUUCAGGUGAAAGUUAUCAAGAUGGAUUUGGAGGAUGGUAACGACUGCAUGUCGGAUAGUUCCGGUGCUCAGGCUAGGGCUAACAUUCUGGAUAGGAUAUCGAAAGUUGGGCAAUCGAUACUGCCGAACUCGAAGAACGUGGAUUUAAGCGAAUCCGAGAUUGAGGAUGUAGUCAAAGCAAAGCGACCUGUCCGAAAACAGAAGAGGCAUUCCAUUUCGGAGAAAGAUAGCAUUCCCGAAAAGAACCAUUCGGAUUUGCAAGAGCCUAGCAAUCAGCAGUUCAUGGUGCCGGUAUCGCAGGCUCCAAGCUACCAGCAGCAGCAGUACAUGCUGCUCAAUGGUCAGUACGUGCCGAGUAAUAUGAUGCAGCCAAACCAAAUGAUGAUGCCCACUCAGAUGAUGCCUCUGAAUGAUCCUUUUAACAUAUACUUCGCGGAGAGCAGGAGCCACAAUAGCGAGGUUCGCAUGAACUUAACGCAGCUUUCGAAUAAGUUGGAGACGAUGAUGUCGGAAAUAACCAAAAUGAACGUCACUCCGAGUUUCUCGGAAACUGAUUACUUGCACGAGAAGAUCAAAGAGUUGGAACGGAAGCUGACGCACUUGUCGAAAGGCGAUUCGACUGAAGCGAGCGAGGCGAAAGCUUUGGAGUUGAAGCAAGCUAACGACGCUUUGCAAAUAAACAUCAAUGAAUUAACAGAGAAUAUCCAAUCCAAGGAUCAAAUGCUUGAACUGCUUCAGAAAGAGGUGUCCACGCAAAGACUGAAGAUCAAGGACCUCGUGGAGUUUUUCGAAGACAAUAGAGAUUCCAAGAUGAUCAUUGUAGAUUUGAACGAGCAAUUGUCGAAUUUGCGUCUAAAACAGGAGACUUCGGAAGUCAGAUUGGAGGAGCUGCAGGAGGAGGUGGCGCAGAGCAAUAAGCUUAUUGAAAACCAAAAGUUGAAGCUGAAAGACUUCGAGGAGUAUCAUAAGAAACACGCUGGACCGGACAAACUGGAGGCGGCAAGGCUGGAAGAGCUGCAAACCAAAGCAUUUAGUGACUUAGUGAAGGAGAGCAUGAACUCCAUGUAUCAGAAUAUAUUGGAGAGGAUGGAGAACGGCGGUGCCGGAGAUGUGAAGCGAGCGCUGAUGCAGAACAUGAAGAAGGCCACGUUUCAGAUCAUCGAGGGAUACAAUGAGAAUCGAACCGGAAGCAGCAAGGGCGGCGGCGAUUCCGGUCCGCCGCCCGUGCCUGAAUUCGAGGUCACCGUUUGAUGAUUCCAAACAAAAAAAAAAUGAAAGCACACCAACAGCAAGGACAUAUUGUGAUAAGAAGUCUGUGAAAUACUUUAUUGGAAACUUACAAUUAAAUUAUUGUUAAUGCUAAGAUUAAGAUUUUUUUAGAGAUAGCAAAGCAUAUCUGUAUUGUCUUUUAAAAUGUUUUUUAUUAUAAAUCAAAAUUAUUUU